UAUUAAUAAGGUAUAGAUCGUUAACACGGUCGUAUGAUGACUAGCCGUCUUAUAAAAACGCCAUCCCCUCGUAGGUACCUAACCUUGCUCUCGGAUUUUCGCAAGGUGAAAAACACAAGUUUGUUCUUGUUGUUUUGCGUAUCGCUUCUGGCCCGAAAACCACACGCAAUAUACAUGAACCUACCUCAGCGCUGCGAUCUCUACUCUAGAUCAGUCACAUCACAAACUCAAGAAUCCCUGCAACAUCCACAGCGAAACUGUAACAUCAAGCAUCGACAACACCUUCCGUUCAUGGUGCGAAAUCCAUCGUCAUGAUGAACUCAAGUCAGACUCCGACGACAUCUGAUCCCGGCACCAACCCCGAGCGACUAUCUGAGUCAGUAGCCUUUCACGAACUCCAGGGCCUCAUGCUACUACUUGCUUCCUGUCUUAUUUCAGUCCUCGCAUACCCCUUUUUACCUUCGACUGAGCGGCAUGACCCGCCUCCUUGGGGCAAAUGGCUAAAUUGGCAACCGCUGGCCGGUCUUCUGACGCAUUAUGCGCUCUGCAUGGUCAUAUAUGGCCGCGGAUCACUCAGUCUCUUCGAGAUCCCCCGGUUGUUGGAACUCUCCAUGUCGAUAAUCGCGGGGUUUUUGGGCACGGUAGCUUGGGCGCACUCUCACCCCGGAUACCAAAAUGAUCUAUCUGUGCAGUGCAGUCUGGACAGACUGGCGUUCGUGGUAGUCCUCAUGGUCAAGUUCUGGGCUGUUGCUCCAGUCCUUUUCUGGAUCGACGGGCGCAUAGACAUGGAAAUCGCCCUAUUCCAACCGAUCUAUCAGGUACUCCUGGCGUUGCUCAUAUACACGACUAUCCUGGAAACAGGGGUCCGAACGUGGGUGAAGGGCCAUGUGCAGCUGUUUGUGAAGAGAGACUAUCCAUCGUGGCGCUGGAUCGCAAGGCAAAACGACACCAAAGAUCAGCCUGCGAAAGAGGCAACGUGGCGCAGCUGGCUCGUCUGGCUAGUCCCACAUUGCAGGUAUGGCCUUUAUACUGUAUUCGUCGCAUUCCAACAAGGAAAUCUCAAAAACCUUCGAGACUCCGUGUAAGGCUCACUUCAGGUCUGCGAAGUGAGUGACCUCGGAGCAUCAGCAGGAGUGAGAUGGGUCAAGCACGGGGCAAGACCCACCCCAACGCAUUAGUCGACGAAGAGACACGGUCAAGGGCGCAUGUAAUUUAUGCCCAUUGAUCAUGCUUGGGCGGAGGAGCGUAGAAUGUUGGUAGGGCCUCGGAUUAAGCAGUAGCACAAUCGGUCUAGUCCAAAGUCGAGAGCCAGCCAUCCUCCAUGGCAAAACAAAUAACAAUAUGUCUGACGGCGAUAAUCCAUCUUCAAAGCAUCAAAAAUACCGUUGAUAGCAAGUGAUUCCUGUCAAGUCGGACGAGGGACAGUGUCAUUCGGAAGGGGG
Molecule: messenger RNA, 1442 nt
Organism: Emericellopsis atlantica
Lineage: Eukaryota; Fungi; Ascomycota; Sordariomycetes; Hypocreales; Bionectriaceae
Exons: 1
Coding region: 312-1085 (257 amino acids)
Source: RefSeq, a predicted model, not a curated record